Messenger RNA from Austrofundulus limnaeus, 4984 nucleotides. Its product is annotated as 1-phosphatidylinositol 4,5-bisphosphate phosphodiesterase gamma-1. Lineage: Eukaryota; Metazoa; Chordata; Actinopteri; Cyprinodontiformes; Rivulidae. Gene Ontology annotation, molecular function: calcium ion binding; protein binding; phosphatidylinositol-4,5-bisphosphate phospholipase C activity. The transcript is spliced from 32 exons. The coding region runs from base 937 to 4857 and encodes 1306 amino acids. The record is from RefSeq and is a predicted model, not a curated record. Gene Ontology annotation, cellular component: ruffle membrane. Gene Ontology annotation, biological process: positive regulation of epithelial cell migration; phospholipid catabolic process; phosphatidylinositol metabolic process.
UGGUUUUGCUCCUUACAGACCCUGGUGGCAGCAAACAAUUAUCUUUUUUAACUUUUAGAAACAGAAAAAAGUUUUCACAGAUCAAAACUGUAUUUUAAAUAUUCAGCUUUUAGCACAGAAUGAUCUAGUCCAGGUUUGAUGAGUCCAGGUUUUGUGGUUUUUUAAUUAAAGCAGAUUAAAGUUGGUUUUAGCCCUUUAAACUGUGGAAUCAGAAGCCAACUUCACUUCCGCCUYUCCCACCGAGCUGCGGCUCUUCCUCAGGCCGCCAGAGGUCGCCCUUCUCCCGGACUCCUCCUCAGUGACUCCCCCUCUUCUUCCAGCAGCUCAGACAGAAAAAGGGAAAACAUCGGAUCGAGCUUUUCCGGUCCGCUGGUUCUGGUUUCCCCUCAGACCUAAAGGAGGAACGCGCAGGAGGCCCGCGGUUCGGUUCCUCCGUACGGCUCCGACGCGUUCGGUCGGCGGGGCUCUGGGUUCGGAGGUCUGCGAGGGUCCGAGGGGGUGGAGGAGGAGGGGGGGUGCCCGGUGGGAGCUCCAUCCGCCGCCCCGCUGUCCGGUCCACAGAACCCGGUUUACAUCCUCCGGAACCAAAGAGGAUUCUGGAUCCUGGUGCUGGGCUCUGCUGUCGUGGAGGAGGAGGACGGGGGUCCUGGGUGGAAACCUGAGUCCAGCGGGGAUGAGAGACUGGGCUUCCCUGGUUCGGUGCCAGAUGCAUCUGGAAAGGAUAAACCCAGAGAUCCAGUCCGGCUCAGAGGACCAGAACCGAACUCACGUCUCAGAGUUUUUAAAGAUGUUUUUCUUCUAAUAAAGUCCACCUGAGCCACAGAUCAGAACCGGAUUUCUUCCUCCCGGCGGUUCUGGACAUGCUGGAUCUCGGAUCUCUCCUGGGCGCGCACUGACAGGCUUCCAGACCCAGAUCCAGAUCCGGAUCCGGCUCAGAUGUGUGCGGCCAGGUUCGGCGGCUGCACCAACGGCUGCUCGGAGGAGGCCCCCGGUCCGGUCCCGGCCUCCAGGAUGCUGCUGGACUGGGCCGAGGCCGGGCMCCAGGUCCUGCACAGCCUGGAGAUGGGCACCGUGAUGACGGUCUUCUACCAGAAGAAGUCCCAGAGACCCGAGAGGAGGACUUUCCAGGUCCGGCAGGACACCCGGCAGAUCGUGUGGAGCCGGAACCCGGACAAGACCGAGGGAGAAGUUGACAUCCAGGAGAUCCGGGAGCUGCGUUUGGGGAAGGGCUCCCGUGACUUCGAGCGUUUCCCGGAGGAGGCUCGUAAACUGGACCCGGCCCAUUGCUUCGUCGUGCUGUACGGCCUGGAGUUCCGCCUCCGGACCCUCAGCGUGGCAGCCUUCAGCGAGGAGGAGGUCAACAUGUGGCUCACCGGACUCACCUGGCUGAUGACGGACACGCAGAGAGCGCCGGCGCCGCAGCAGAUCGACAGGUGGUUGAGGAAACAGUUUGAAGUCAUGGACCGGAGCCACGAGGGCAGCAUCACGUUAAAGGACGUCAAAGCUCUUCUUCCUCAGAUCAACUACAGAGUCCCCAACACGCGCUUUCUAAAAGACAAGCUGCAGGAGGUGGAGGCGAGGAGCGAGCUGUCGUACCCCAACUUCUCCCAGCUCUACAGGACGCUGAUGUUCGACUCUCAGAGGAGCAUUAUCGAGCAGCUGGAGCUCUCCUUUCCUCUGCGAAACGUUGACCGACCGGAGCUUUGUCAAAUCACCUUCUACGACUUCCAGAAGUUCCUGCAGAUGGACCAGAAGGAGUCCUGGGCGUCAGAUCCGAGUCGGGUCCGAGAGUUUCUGAUGGGCUACAUGAAGGGGGGUCCGCAGCUUGAGCCGAUGCUGCAGCUGGAUGAGUUCCUCACCUUCCUGUUCUCCAAAGAGAACUCGUUGUCCGACCCUCGGCUGUCGCCCGUGGUUCCUGACGACAUGAAGCGUCCGAUGUCCCAGUACUGGAUCUCCUCCUCGCACAACACCUACCUGACAGGUGACCAGUUUUCCAGCGAGUCGUCUCUGGAGGCCUACGCUCGAUGUCUCAGGAUGGGCUGCCGCUGCAUCGAACUGGACUGCUGGGACGGACCCGACGAUCUGCCAAUCAUCUACCACGGACACACGUUAACCUCCAAGAUCAAAUUCCUGGACGUGCUGCACACCAUCAAAGAACACGCCUUCGUCACGUCCGAGUAUCCCAUCAUCCUGUCAAUCGAGGACCACUGCAGUGUGGUCCAACAGCGGAACAUGGCCACUCACUUUAAGAAGGUGUUUGGAGAUCUGCUGCUCACCAAGCCGGUGGACAACGGCGCAGACGAGCUUCCUUCGCCCCACCAGCUCCGCAGGAAGAUCCUCAUCAAGCACAAGAAGCUGGUGGAAGGAACCGUGUGUGAGGAGGUGACGUCCCCCAGCUACUCCGAGAACGACAUCAGCAACUCGCUGAAGAACGGCAUCCUUUACCUGGAGGACCCCAUCGACCACACGUGGACGCCGCAUUAUUUCGUCUUGACCAGCAAAAAGAUUUAUUACUCCGAGGAGACGUCUCGCUACCAGACAAGCGACGAAGAGGAGGACGAUGAAGGGAAAGCGGAGUGCAACAACAACGAGCAGCACUGCGCCGAGCACUGGUUCCACGGGAAGCUGGGCGGCGGGCGGGACGGGCGGCAGGUGGCGGAGAAGCUCCUGCAGGAGUACUGCGAGGGCGGCGGGAAGGACGGCACCUUCCUGGUGCGGGAGAGUGAGACGUUUGUCGGAGACUACACCCUCUCCUUCUGGCGUUCAGGUCGGGUUCAGCACUGCAGGAUCCACUCCCGUCAGGAGUCUGGCUCCACCCGUUUCUACCUGACGGACAACCUGAUGUUCGACAGCCUCUACCGCCUGAUCUGCCACUACAGAGAGACGCCGCUGCGCUGCAACGAGUUCAAGAUGAAGCUGGGAAACCCGGUGCCGCAGCCCAACGCUCACGAGAGCAGAGAGUGGUACCACUCCAAUCUGACCCGUGUUCAGGCYGAACACAUGCUGAUGCGCGUUCCCAGAGACGGAGCUUUCUUGGUGCGGAAACGCAGCGAACACAACUCCUACGCCAUCUCCUUCAGGGCGGAGGGUAAGAUCAAACACUGCCGCAUCCAGCAGGAGGAUCGCCUCUUCAUGCUGGGAAGCUCGGCGGAGUUUGAGAGUCUGGUGGAUCUGGUGAGCUACUACGAGAAGCAUCCUCUGUACCGCAAGAUGAAGCUCCGAUACCCAAUCAACGAAGACACUCUGGACCGGAUGGGCACCACGGAGCUGGACUACGGAGCGCUGUACGAGGUCCGAACUCCUCAUUUCUACGUGGAGGCCAACAAGAUGCCCACAGCGCGGUGUACGGUCAAAGCUCUGUAUGACUACAGAGCUCAGCGAGAGGACGAGCUCUGUUUCCCCAAACAGGCGCUCACCGUCAACGUGGACAAACAGGAAGGCGGCUGGUGGCGAGGCGACUACGGAGGAAAGAAGCAGCUGUGGUUUCCCGCCAACUAUGUAGAGGAGGCGCCCAGCUCCCCCUCCAGAGAGCUGGACGAGGCGUCGACAGAAAACAGUCCUCUGGGCACUUUCCUCAAGGGCUUCAUCGACGUACCCUCCUGCCACGUUGUGGUGUAUAAAGACGGGAAGAACUCGCGGCCUUUCGUCUUCGCCGUCCACUCCCAGGCCCUCUCGUCCCACCCGGUCCAGACUCUGGACGUGGCGGCCGACAGCUUGGAGGACCUGACGGGCUGGGUCGGCAGAAUCAGGGAGGCCGCGCAGAACGCCGACGCUCGGAUGCAGGAGGAGAAACAGAUGGAGAGGAGGAAGAAGAUCGCCGUGGAGUUAUCUGACCUGGUGGUCUACUGCCGGCCCGUCCCCUUCAACGAGGACAAGAUCGGGACGGAGCGAGCCUGUUUUCGGGACAUGUCCUCCUUCCCCGAGACGAAGGCAGAGAAGUUUGCGACACGCGCUCGGGGGAAGCGCUUCCUGCAGUACAACCGCCGGCAGCUGUCCAGAGUGUACCCCCGAGGACAGAGGCUGGACUCGUCCAACUACGACCCGCUGCCCAUGUGGCUCUGCGGCUCGCAGCUGGUGGCGCUCAACUUCCAAACUCCAGAUAAGCCCAUGCAGCUGAACCAGGCCUUGUUUCUGCUGGGAGGCGGCAGCGGCUACGUCCCCCAGCCAGACGYCAUGAGGGACGACGCCUUCGACCCUUUCGACAAGGACACGCUGCGCCUCGAGCCAAUCACCAUCCAGCUGCAGGUGCUCGGAGCUCGCCACCUGCCCAAAAACGGCCGCAGCAUCGUCUGUCCCUUCGUGGAGGUGGAAAUCUGCGGAGCCGAUUACGACGGCUGCAGGUGCAAGACGGACGUCGUAGCUGAUAACGGUCUGAAUCCUGUGUGGGUGCAGAAGCAGUUUGUGUUCGACGUCCACAACCCCACCUUCUCCUUCCUGCGCUUCGUCAUCUACGAGGAGGACAUGUUCAGUGACCCCAACUUCCUGGCACAAGCCACGUACCCGGUCCGUCUGCUGCGAACAGGCUACAGGAGUGUUCCUCUGAAGAACAGCUACAACGAGGAGCUGGAGUUAGCUUCACUUUUGGUUCACAUUGAGAUCGUCAACGCAAAGGAGGAAGACGAUGAAAACUUUUACACGUCCAUCCAGCGGCUUCGGGAUCGAACCAGCGAGCUGUCCACCAAGGUGUCUCUCCUGGAGAGGUCUGGAUCCGUGGACCUGAGCUACCAGCAGAGUCUGGAGGAGCUCCGAGCUGCUCAGGACCAGCUGAGCGAGCUGGUGGAGGCCCGCAACCGCAGGUUGGUGGAGAAGAAGAGGAGGGAGAAACUGAGGCAGCAGGUCGCAGCAAAGCGCUGCUAAUCGUCGCUAAGCUAACCAUGCCAGACAUGCCGUGGAGGGACCGUGAUCUCAAAUAAAACAAGAACAAUAACUUCACUUAAAAAGUGACAAACAGAAGCAUCUCAUGGACUAAAAAAAAAAACUAAAA